AUGGCGGAUUCAACUGGAGAAGCCAAGCCAACCCACCUGGCAACGACUGUUUCUAUCGGUAAGGGUGAGGAAGGAAAUGAAGGUAUCUAUGGGACAUACGAGGGUAGCACACGAGGUAGUGAUACAAUAGAACAUAGGGGCACAAACGAGAACAAAAUGGGUUCACAAGCAGCGUAUGAAGGCCGCGCAUACCCGUCACAAGCAGCGUAUGAAGGCCGCGCAUACCCGUCACAAGCAGUGUAUGAAGGCCGCGCAUACCCGUCACAAGCAGCGUAUGAAGGCCGCGCAUACCCGUCACAAGCAGCGUAUGAAGGCCACCGAUUCCCGUCACUAGCAGCGGGUAUAAGAGACAUACUCGCGUCACAAGCAGCGGCAACAAGCGGCACACUCGCGCCACCAGCAGCGUAUGAAGGCCACCGAUUCCCGUCACUAGCAGCGGGUAUAAGAGACAUACUCGCGUCACAAGCAGCGGCAACAAGCGGCACACUCGCGCCACCAGCAGCGUAUGAAGGCCACCGAUUCCCGUCACAAGCAGCGUAUGAAGGCCGCGCAUACCCGUCACAAGCAGCGUAUGAAGGCCGCGCAUACCCGUCACAAGCAGUGUAUGAAGGCCGCGCAUACCCGUCACAAGCAGCGUAUGAAGGCCGCGCAUACCCGUCACAAGCAGCGUAUGAAGGCCGCGCAUACCCGUCACAAGCAGUGUAUGAAGGCCGCGCAUACCCGUCACAAGCAGCGUAUGAAGGCCACCGAUUCCCGUCACUAGCAGCGGGUAUAAGAGACAUACUCGCGUCACAAGCAGCGGCAACAAGCGGCACACUCGCGCCACCAGCAGCGUAUGAAGGCCACCGAUUCCCGUCACUAGCAGCGGGUAUAAGAGACAUACUCGCGUCACAAGCAGCGGCAACAAGCGGCACACUCGCGCCACCAGCAGCGUAUGAAGGCCACCGAUUCCCGUCACUAGCAGCGGGUAUAAGAGACAUACUCGCGUCACAAGCAGCGGCAACAAGCGGCACACUCGCGCCACCAGCAGCGUAUGAAGGCCACCGAUUCCCGUCACUAGCAGCGGGUAUAAGAGACAUACUCGCGUCACAAGCAGCGGCAACAAGCGGCACACUCGCGCCACCAGCAGCGUAUGAAGGCCACCGAUUCCCGUCACUAGCAGCGGGUAUAAGAGACAUACUCGCGUCACAAGCAGCGGCAACAAGCGGCACACUCGCGCCACCAGCAGCGUAUGAAGGCCACCGAUUCCCGUCACUAGCAGCGGGUAUAAGAGACAUACUCGCGUCACAAGCAGCGGCAACAAGCGGCACACUCGCGCCACCAGCAGCGUAUGAAGGCCACCGAUUCCCGUCACUAGCAGCGGGUAUAAGAGACAUACUCUCGUCACAAGAAGCGGGUAUAAGAGACAUACUCGCGUCACAAGCAGCGGCAACAAGCGGCACACUCGCGCCACAAGCAGCGUAUGAAGGCAGCGCAUUCCCGUCACAAGCAGCGUAUGAAGGCCGCGCAUUCCCGUCACAAGAUGCUGUUGCAGGCGACAUACUCGCGUCAAAAGGAGCGGUUAUAAGAGACAUAUUCGCAUCAGAAGAAGCUGGUAGAGGUGGCGGAAAAGAUGAUUCACGGGCAGCGGGUAGCGGCGCCGGCAAAGAUGAUUCAGAAGCAGGAUAUAAGGGUGUACGUUGUAAGGCUUUGCGUAAAUUCCGGAAGCCUAUAAAGAAACGUUUCCGUUUUCGUAGUGAGUAUGACCGCAACUCUAGCAGCACUUCUGAGAGUUGCGGUAGUAGAAAUAUGGAACAGGUUAUCAUUGACACUGCCAAAUAUGCCGAAGACAUAAGCACUUUUGUCAAGCAUAUUGCGGAGAAUCUAGACCGGCUGAUUCAUUUUGGACCUCCCCCCCAAAAGCACCAUUCAGAACGUGACAAAAACGACAAUGCGCGUGAAGACGUGGAACAGAGUUCAAACGACACGUUUAGUGCAGGCAGUGAGGAUGGUACAGAGGAUCUUCCGCCUGAAGACCAUAAUUCUGAGAGUGAAGGAGGCUUGUAA
This is a messenger RNA of Babesia bigemina, 2046 nucleotides long. RefSeq lists its product as hypothetical. The transcript has a single exon. NCBI's taxonomy places the organism in Eukaryota, Apicomplexa, Aconoidasida, Piroplasmida, Babesiidae. Bases 1 to 2046 code for a protein of 681 amino acids. The record is from RefSeq and is a predicted model, not a curated record.